AUGCCAUCGCGUCGCAGCCACACCAAGUCCCGCAAGGGCUGCUCGGAGUGCAAAAGGAGGCAUGUCAAGUGCGACGAGGGAGCUCCCAAAUGCUCGCUCUGCAAAAAACGAAAGCUCGAAUGCGUCUAUCCCCCACCAAACAGUGACGCCGACAGUCCGCGGGGAUCGUCCAUUGCCCAGGAUGGGUCUGACAGCGGGGCGUUGACUCCUGGCGGCGACUCGCCCUGGCAAACGCGCAUGGUGGAAAUGAGACUAUUCCAUCAGUAUCUCACGGCAACGUAUCACACCCUCGCCCAGGACGGGCUCUCUGGAUAUCACUUGUCCAUCAGUAUUCCUCGCAUGGCAACAUCCUUCCCCUACUUACUGGACAGUCUCCUGGCACUCUCGGCCCUGCAUUUGGCGACCGCCGAACCCGAAAAUCGGCGCUUGAUGGUCGAUGCCGCGCUGCGGUACCAGAGCCAAGCAUGCUCGGGGCUUGGAAAAGUGCUGUCGGAUAUUUCACCACCGGAUUAUGAGCCGGCUUUUGUAUCGUCGAUUUUUAUCAUGCUGUUCGCCACAGGCCUCCCCGUCGUGUCGCUGGAAAAUCGCCCCGUGGACCCGUUGUCUGCUGUUCUCGAAGUGCGAACGCUGAUUACCGGCUGCGCCAUGCUUUUCAACCGCAUCAAUGAGAUGGGUACGGAUGGCGAAUUGGAUUCCUGGCUAUGUGUCCCCGAAACGGAGGAGAGACUCACCGAGAAAAAAGCACAAGAGUACGACCCCCUUCAAGCGAAUGAUUUUAUUGAUCCUGACAUUGAGAGUUUCUCUAGCGACGACUCAUUAGAAGACAUAUCGAAACUGUUCGACCUACAUCGAUCUAUUAUGCAGUCACUGGAGCAACUGCGCUCCACUGUUGAUACACCCACCAGCCCGAAUCAGGGGUUGUACCAGACGACCUGGAAGUUGUUAUGGCAAGCAAUUGAGCCAUGGCCCAAGAUCGGGUCCCACGGCGGCGUCAUUUCAUGGCCGCUGUUCAUCACCGAUGAAUACUUGAAUUUGCUCCAGAAUGGCGACUGGAUGGCUCGGGUUUUGUUCCUGCAUUACGGCGUGGCCAUGCGGCUUUUGUGCAACCGAUGGUACGUCCGAGACUGGGGCCGCCGGCUGGUCAUGGCGACUCUUGAACCACUCGGCGAGAUCCCGCCCGAAUGGAGCGCCACGAUUUCGUGGAUGAAACAGGCUGUUGAGAUUCGCAGCUAG
Messenger RNA from Penicillium alfredii, 1233 nucleotides. RefSeq lists its product as uncharacterized. NCBI's taxonomy places the organism in Eukaryota, Fungi, Ascomycota, Eurotiomycetes, Eurotiales, Aspergillaceae. The record is from RefSeq and is a predicted model, not a curated record. Gene Ontology annotation, biological process: regulation of transcription by RNA polymerase II. The transcript has 3 exons. Gene Ontology annotation, molecular function: zinc ion binding; DNA-binding transcription activator activity, RNA polymerase II-specific. Bases 1 to 1233 code for a protein of 410 amino acids.